This is a messenger RNA of Ictalurus furcatus (blue catfish), 2791 nucleotides long. Its product is annotated as junctional adhesion molecule-like. The record is from RefSeq and is a predicted model, not a curated record. Bases 20 to 1090 code for a protein of 356 amino acids. The transcript is spliced from 7 exons. NCBI's taxonomy places the organism in Eukaryota, Metazoa, Chordata, Actinopteri, Siluriformes, Ictaluridae. Gene Ontology annotation, cellular component: external side of plasma membrane. Gene Ontology annotation, biological process: cellular response to lipopolysaccharide; cell surface receptor signaling pathway; immune response.
GUGUGCAGAAGAAUCAGUAAUGAUGAAGUGCUUGUAUCUUUUGUCUGUUGUGUUUCACGUCGCUGCAGGCUGUUCUCUCUCUGCUGAUAUUCCGACAGAAAUCACAGGACACAAAGGUGGUUCAGUGCUGUUCCCCUGCUCCUGCUCUGACCUGCACACCAAACCUCAGAAAUUCACCUGGGAGAGCUUCAUAACAGGACGUGCGACAGAAGUGUUAAAUGAUGAACACUACCGUGGCAGACUUCAGCUGUUUAAUCACAUUUCUCCUGCUAAUCUGUCUCUGCUCAUAUCUGACCUGAGAGAAGAGGAUCAGGGAUCCUACAGGUGCAGGACUGAGAAGGAACACAGAGACAUCAGGCUUUAUGUUAAAGGCUGUGAGCUGGUGAAGAAGACAGGGAUAGAGAACAUGACUGUGUUCACAGGAGAGUCUGUAGUUCUGCCCUGCGUCUGCACUGACCUACAGGACAAACCAAAGUCUGUAAAAUGGCAGUUUAAUAGAAUCAAUCACUUUCAGGAAAUUUACCCUGAACAGACUGGACGUCACAGAAACAGAGUCAAACUGGUCAGUAACAACGCUCCAGGAAACCUCUCUCUACUCAUAUCAGACCUGACUGAAGAGGACCAGGGACUCUACAGAUGUUCUGUACAGGCUGAUAGCAGAGAUGUCAGAUUAUCUGUUAAAGUAGGAAGAAGAGAAACUUCAACACACUCGAGGAAAACAGACACAUCACCUCCAUCAGAACCGCCUCAGAGUAAAACAACAAACUCUCCACCUGCAUCAUCCUCAACAACACUGGAACAAGAUAAACCGCAAACACACAGCACCCUCCCUCUAGUUUUUGGCAUUAUGGGAGUUUUACUGCUGGUGAUAUCCGGUGUAGUGGCAUUUAUUUGUUGGAGACGCAAAGGAGGAAGAUGUGGAGAGAACGUGAUCACUGAAGGACGUCCGGACUGUAAGAGAAAGCAGAAGGAUCAGACUGAACCUGAUGUUACUUACUCUACUGUAACCCACAUGAACACAGCCGCAGCAGCACGGGUCCAGAUCAACGCUGGAGACAACACUGAAUAUGCCAGCAUUCUAACAAACUAAUCCACAGUAAAUAUCUAGAAUAAUACUGAAUACAUACAGUAUAUUAAAGACACACCAUGGUAAGCACAGGAUUCACAGUAUUGGCUUUGUUUAAUUUACUGUGGCUUUUUUUUAUUUGACCAUUAAUACCAGAUUUAUUCAUAUUUGUGUGCUGAUGGAUAAUCCUGCAAAUUAUAUUUUUAAUGUUUGUGUCAUUUAUUAUCAUUUAUUAUUUUGUAUAAUUUGUUUUUCUUAUUUACAUUUAUGACAUUUAGCAGACGCCCUCAUCCAGAGCGACUUACAUUUAUCUCAUUUAUACAACUACAAGGGCCUCGCCCAAGAGCCCAACAAUGGUAGCUUGGCAGUGCUGGGGCUUGAGCUCCUGACCUUCUGAUCAGCAACCCAGAGACUUUAACCACUGAGACACCACUUAUAUGUUCUAGAAAUCUUUUGUCAUCACCCUGUUUUGCAUAAGACGACUGCUGUAGAAGUUCUUGUUUGUGACUGUCGUGGGAAAGUCUGUCUGGACUGAAUGUGUGUUUCUAAACUACUUGUCUGGAAAUUGUUGUGAAAACGGUCCUUAUAGCAUGUUAAAGGGUGCAUGAUAGUGUGCUUGUUGAGUGUGGAGUAUCACACGGUAUUCUCUGUGCAUGGUACAACUUUGUUUAACUUUGAGAAAGAGGAAGUAGCCAUUUUCCCAUCAGUCCCCACUGCCCUGGUCACAGUCUUACGGUACCUCUGACAUGCUGAGUGUCUCACAGUGGCUCUGAAGUACCAUGAGAACGCUAGUUAUGAACGCAACUGUGGUUUUAUAAACUGCUAAUACUUGUCAGAGGCGUGUGUAUGACCUUGCAACAAAGUCAUAAAGUGACGUGAUUGUAAUUUAGCAUCCUGCAUAAUCUCAUAAAGAGAGGCCUUAAAGGACUCUAGCACAUGUGAGGAGGGGAAUUGCUGUUACACCUGCUGUCAGUCCUUAAUAAUGUCUGCCACUUGUCAGAGUGGCAGUGAACCAGCCUCAUGCUGAUGAAUUGUGCAGCUUGUUCCACUGUGAGACCAAGUGCUGAAAAUAGGCAUUUUAUGCUGACCUGAACCAAUCCUGUGGUUGCACGGCAUAGAUUACAUCUGACACCCUUAGCAGUCAGUGUUUUUUAUUUUUAUGAAUAAAAUGUUUUUUGAUAUUUAUUUUUUUAUUUUAUAUUUUAAUUUUUCUUAUUCUAAGUCUUCCAGGCAUCUCACCAGGUCUAAACAUUUUUUUUAUGUUUUCUUUACAUUAAGUUUCUCGCUCUUCUUGGUUUUGCUUGUGCACACACUUCUUAAAUAAUAUAAUAUUCUCAUAAUUUGAAAAUAUAUUCGAAAUUUUACUUGAAACAUUUGUAAUAUUCCUGUAGCUUGUUUGUAGCUUAUACAUUUUCAUACUAUUUGCAGUGAUAAAAAUAAAUAUAAAAUGACAGUGGAGCAUGAUAUUUGAAAGUUUUAUUGUAGCACAAUCACAUCCCUAAUAUUUUCACAUAAACACAUUUGAAGCACAGAAUUUGAUCAGAAUCAUAACGGAUUAAAAUUAUGAAAACAGCCUCGAAUUUCUGGCUGCAAUAAUUACAACAAACCACCAGAUGUCGCUGCGGUCUGAAUUUUCAAUUUUCCAAAGCUUCAGCUCAAUCAGGAAGAAACCUCAAGAAGCUUUUUUAGCAUUGUUAUUUAUUUAAACAUGGGGAAAACAAUUUU